Messenger RNA from Opisthorchis viverrini, 4203 nucleotides. RefSeq lists its product as hypothetical. Gene Ontology annotation, cellular component: transcription factor TFIID complex. Gene Ontology annotation, molecular function: transcription cis-regulatory region binding; chromatin binding; RNA polymerase II general transcription initiation factor activity. Lineage: Eukaryota; Metazoa; Platyhelminthes; Trematoda; Opisthorchiida; Opisthorchiidae. The record is from RefSeq and is a predicted model, not a curated record. The annotation marks the transcript as partial. Gene Ontology annotation, biological process: transcription initiation at RNA polymerase II promoter. The transcript has 4 exons.
ACUUCUGGACCUGUGAGAGUGUACGGAGAGCUCUCCAAAAGCUUCCGCACACAAAGCGGUGUCCAUCAGGGAUGCCCACUCUCUCCAUUCCUUUUUAACUUUGUGAUCGAUGAAAUAAUGAGACGAACGCUGGAGGGUCUCCAAAACCCUGGUGUUCAAAUAGCCUGUGAAGAAAACCUUGUCGAUCUGGAAUAUGCAGACGACAUCGUUCUCAUGUUCGAAGAGGAGGAAAAGGCGCAAGUAUUCUUGGAUGAACUGACCAAAGUCACCCCGUCCUUUGGUAUGCACUUUGCACCCACAAAGUGUAAGGUCAUGCUUGUGGACGUGCAGUCACUGAACAUGCCACUUACAAUCCAGCGAGAGGUACUGGAAGUUGUGGAGCGUUUUACGUACCUUGGAAGUUGUAUUAGUUCUGAUUGUAGUGUGACAGAUGAGGUGGAUGCACGAAUCUGCAAGGCUCGGGCCGUGUUUGCUAACUUGAGACACCUAUGGCGUCAGAAUGGUUUAUCUCUGAAUCUGAAGGGACGUGUGUAUCAAGCUACAGUACGGGCUGUUUUGUUGUAUGGCUGUGAGACUUGGCCUACUCGAGCAGCGGACCUGAGACGUCUUCAGGUGUUCGACAAUCGUUGUCUCAGAACCAUAGCUCGUGUGGGUUGGUGUCAGCGAAUCCGUAACGAGGCAGUUAGAAAGCGUGUUUUCGGUUGUGUAACGGAUGAUCCGUGGACAACCCCCGUAGGUCCGUCUAUUGAAUCUACUCAGCCUGCGAUCACCAGAGGAUUUCGCCUGUCACAUCAAAAUCUAUGCAUAACACAAAUUGACUUCGAACAACGGCUUCUUGUUGGGUUCACACAAUUAAUCCUUUGGCCGACCACAUCGGAUCUGCGCAGAGUGCACCUAAACUGUCGUCAGUGUCGCAUACAUCGCGUUUUACUGGAGCCUGCUGACCCAAACGCUGAAGCAUAUGAGCAAGCGGUCUCUGGCUCUUCUGUUAAAUGGACUUCUGCGAAAACUCACCGAUUUCCUGUCCCUACUGAUCUACCAGUCAUCUAUCACGACCCAAGUCUAGAAAUUUGCAGUCGGGAUACAAAAUUGCGGACCUUGGAUUGCUUCCAGCGUGACCAUACCCUCGUGGCCGAAAAAACCGAUCCAGAUAUACAUGCCGGUGAAGUGACGAUUCGAAUUCCGCCAGACUUUUGGCCUCUUAUCAGCUUUGGAAGGCCUUUCAGAAUUACUUUGGAGUUUUCACUGAAUAAACCCAAAUCGGGUUUCUAUUUUGUAGUUCCUCCAGGAGAAGGAAGUCUGGUUGACCGGGGGGUACAUGCUUUCACAGCUUCAAUGCCAAACUCCUCACGAUUAUGGUUUCCUUGCAUUGAUUGCGCAGAGCCCUGUACUUGGAAGAUUGAAAUCACCGUCUUUGAAGAUAUGGUUGCUGUUGCCCCUGGUGAAUUGUUAGAUGCGCCGUAUUAUACGGAAGAUUUAACUCACAAAACAUACCACUUUUAUGUUGCUCAACCAGUUGCUGCUCCCUACAUUGGUCUCGCUGUUGGAGCUUUCGAAGUGUACCCCGAUCCGGUGCUUUCGAACAAUGCUACUCACUUUUGUCCUGGUGGAUUGCUGAAUUUGCUGAAGCAUACGGUGUCUCAUUUGCCUGACAUUAUAGAGCACUUCGAGGCCCUUCUCGCCUCACAAUAUCCAUUUUCGACCAUCAAUACUGUAUUUGUGGAUCGAGCGUACAGCGACUUUCAGGCCUUUGCCUCGCUGUUGAUUUUCCCGGUAGAUCUACUUCAUUCUUCCCGCAUUAUUGAUCAGGCCAUCGAAACCCGUAAGAUACUAUCUCUAGCCAUUUCUUCGCAGUUUUUUGGCUGUUUCAUCACUGGACAUACGUGGUGUGAUGCCUGGCUGCCAAUGGGAAUAGCUGGUUACUUAUCAGGCCUCUAUCAGAAGCGUGUGUUUGGAAAUAAUGAGUACCGACGGAUUAUCUGCAAAGACAUGUUGCAUGUGACCAACUACGAGCACACGAAAUACGGAAUUCUGCUGGAUCCUUCCAAAAUCACUAACAGGACCGCACACUUUGGUUUGAAAUCACCUCAUACUAUUUCUCCGAAUUAUUUGACAGCGUUCAUAAAAAAAUCCCACCUGGUUAUUCGAAUGCUGGAACUUCGAUUCGGUCAACCAGUACUACUGCAAGUUCUCAAUAAGCUUCUCGUUCUUGCUCGACUCUCGGCUUCCUCAGUCCUCCCCAACGGUUCAAUCGCAUCAUCAGGCAACCACAAAGACGAGAGCAUCGCUCACGAUGAACAACCUGACUACACACUGACUGCACCCGACUGUUCCAACGUACCACCGUGCUUAUCCGACGAAAAUCAGGCUAAUCUUUUACUAUCUACAUCCUCGUUUCGCCGGAUUAUCCUAAUGGUUACUGGUCAAGAUAUACAGAACUUUCUUGAUCAGUGGGUUUUCCGGACGGGUCACGUUCGGCUGUUCGUCAAGUUUCAUUUCAACCGCAAACGAAAUGUGGUUGAACUAGAACUGAAACAGUCUCGAGGAACCCUGAGCUACACAGGCCCACUGACUGUCAUGCUUCAAGAACUGGAUGGAGCAUUUAUGCAUACAUUCAAGUUAGAAGAAGGCCGCAUGGCUCGUGACUUGCCCUGUCAUUCCAAAAGUCGUAAACAUCGAAAGAAGCGUAUCCCUUUGGCCAAUGGUGAUGAAGUAGACAUGGAUUUAGGACGCAUUGAUGCAGAGUCACCACUCCUUUGGGUUCGCAUGGACCCUGAUUUGGCUGUUAUUCACACAAUUUAUGUAGAGCAACCAGAUUUCAUGUGGCACCUGAUGCUACUGCAUGAUCGAGAUUGUCUUGGGCAGUUGGAAGCUACCCAUGCCCUUCGUGACUUUCCAUCCCCAGAGACACGGCAUGCCCUCGCCAACGUGAUUGCUAAUGAACGAGUUUUUUAUCGUGUCCGUACCGAUGCCUGCUUUUCCCUCUGUCACAUUGCGAAUGAGUUGAGCGCAAUGGGCGGCGCCCAGGGUACAUCAGCGAACGCAGCAACGUCGGUGUUACUCCCACUAUUUUGGCAAUUGUUCAGCUCCCCAGCUGCUCGAGGCCUAGUCCGACAAAACAAUUUCAAGCAUCUUCAGCACUAUUUUCUCAUGCGAGCCAUAUGUCGAUCAUUAGCGACACUACGCGUCCAACAAGUUUGCCCUCGAGAAGUACUCCCUUUCAUUAGCGAACUGCUUCGUCACAAUGAUAACACACGUAACGAAUAUUCGGAUUAUUGUUACCUUGCAGAUCUAAUAAGAACGAUGAAGGACAUUCUUACUCCGGCCAUUGUAGUUCGUGGUGUAAUGUCAUCCUCCUCACUGCCUAUUGAAGCUAGAACGGUAAUCGAGGAAGUCGUUCAUCAUCUGAAUUUGGACACGCUGACUCCCAGUUACAAGGGCACCAUAACUGUUGUUUGUUUGGCUACUAUACGCCGACUACAGCGUCUCGGUUUCCUGCCCGUAGAUCCUAGCCUCUUCUAUCUGUAUGCCUCUCCUGGUUUUUACUAUGACGUACGACUCGCUGGUCUUGAGUGUCUUGUGGAUUAUGUCCGCGGUGAGCGUGAUCAACCGGCGCUUGAUUGGAUAUUCAAUGAAGUUAUCGAGCGAGACGAUGGGACGGAUAGUUCACACGCUCGACUUCGGUUCGAAGCCGUCCAAAUGUUCUUGCGUAUGCCCCCCUUUCAGAGAGGCGAGACUGGCAGUCGUUUAGACACGCCACAGCUGGUUUGUAGGCUUUGGAAUUUGAUGAACUAUGGUUGCGGUGGAGACUCACGACUACGCUGUGCUGUGGCGGAUUUGUAUCAUAUGUUGUAUGGAAAUAGGCGGCCUACCUGUCUACCUCUUCCAGAGGGCGUAUUGCUUGUGAGGGUCAAGGAAGGCCGUUCGUUGCUAAACUUGACCGCAUCAAUUGAAGCCAGAGUCGAAGGCGAAGAUGACCUCACUGUUACUCGAGAACCAGGACAAACGUUGGAUUCGGAUGAGGAUGAAAUAUCGGAUGGAUUGGAGGACAUCUAUUCAGAGCUCGAUCUGGACAGUACCUCACGAAUGUAUCCGAGACAGUUUGACAGCGCUCCAAAACAAAUUCCAAAUUCGUCGAUACUAGGAGAAACUCGUGUUUCAGCAGCGGCAGAUGAAUUUGUGGAGUUCGGUAUUAUUUCAGAA